AUGGGUGUAAUGCUUCAUCUCCAACAUGCAGCCCCUGGCGCCAGCCAAAUCGCCAUUGGCCUGGCGCUUGUCGGUCUGCUGGCUCUCAUCGCCGACUAUGCGCGGAUGCUCCUUCUGCGGAGGAAGAUGCCUCCGGGUCCGUUCCCUUGGCCGAUCGUGGGCAACACAUUCCAGCUACCAGACACCAAGCCGUGGAUUUAUUUCGAGGCACUCGCCAAAAAAUACAAGACUCCCGUCAUCACAUACUGGAUCGGCCGGAGCCCCACAGUAUGGAUCUGCGAUGCCUGGGCGGCUUCCGAGAUGCUAGACAAGCGAGCGGGCAUCUACUCAUCUCGACCUCGUAUGGUUGUCUUCGGUGAGCUGUCAAUGGGCCAGUCGAACAUCGUCUCCAUGUUCUACGGUGAUCGAUGGCGACUACACCGAAAAUUGACCCAUAUGGGCGUCGGUCUCCAGCACGUUCGCAGUUACAGCGGGUUCCAGAACAACGAGAGCAAAGUCGUGGCCUUGGAUCUAGUCCGAGAUCCCGCCGACUAUGUGAUGCAUUUCGAGCGGUACGCCGCGUCGGUGGUUAGUAUCAUUGGCUUUAAUCGUCGCAUUAAGAGCAAGGAGGAUCCCAUCAUCACCGAAGUCAUUGCUGUCAUGCAGAGAGCUGCAGAAUUGAACGUGCCCGGCAAGACCUUUCCCAUGUUAAUGGAGACAUUCCCGUGGCUUUCGAAAUUUCCCAACUGGAUGGCACCUUGGAAGUGCGGGCUCGGCGCGGGAAAGGGGCGUGGUCGCUCAUUCUAUUACGCCCUUGCCGAGGAAGCAGUCCGCAAGAAUAAUGGCGAUACCUGUUACGCUAAGAAGAUCUUCGACGAGGCGCCCAAGUAUAAUCUAUCUAAUAUGGAAAUCGCCUCCCUCAACGGAAAUCUCUUCGGGGCCGGAAGCGAUACCUCAAGUUCCACCCUCAUCACGUUUGUGCUGGCCUGUUGUGCCUUCCCUGAGGUCCUCCCUAAGGCGUGGGAGGAACUUGACCGCGUGGUUGGAUCGUACCGCAGCCCCAGCUUGGACGACGACUUGCCCUACAUCCGGGCAUUUGUGAAGGAAGUCUUUAGAUGGCGAUCUGUCGCGAUAAUCGGGGGUCAGCCGCAUGCCCCGAUCCAAGACGACUAUUACAGGGACUGGUACAUCCCCAAGAACACUUGGGUCCAGGGCAACGUGUGGGCGAUCCAUCGCAACGAGAACGACUUUCCUGAGCCCGAUCGCUUCUGUCCUGAACGGUUUUUCGAGGGACACCCGCUUCACCGCCCGUUUCCGAACGAGAAAGGCUACAUGACCUUUGGCUGGGGCCGACGUGUCUGCAGCGGCCAGGGCCUAGCUGAACAGGGCACGUUCCUGUCCGUGGCCAGAAUACUUUGGGGAUUCAACAUCCAGAAAGCCCUGGAUAAGAACGGCAACGAGAUCCCCGUGGAUAUUUUUGCAUACACAAACGGCCUCAACAUGCGCCCCGAACCGUUCGAAUGCCGAAUCACUCCCCGGACGCCCGAGAUUAGGGAGACGAUUGAGCGCGAAGGCAAACAGGCCCUCGGGGAGCUGGCGCAGUAUGAUGGCGAAAGCCAGUAUCGCAUGAGCACGUUUUACCUCGAUGAUAAACUUUAG
Messenger RNA from Cladophialophora psammophila CBS 110553, 1638 nucleotides. RefSeq lists its product as uncharacterized. The coding region runs from base 1 to 1638 and encodes 545 amino acids. Lineage: Eukaryota; Fungi; Ascomycota; Eurotiomycetes; Chaetothyriales; Herpotrichiellaceae. The transcript is spliced from 5 exons. The record is from RefSeq and is a predicted model, not a curated record. Gene Ontology annotation, molecular function: oxidoreductase activity, acting on paired donors, with incorporation or reduction of molecular oxygen; heme binding; iron ion binding.